GUAGAAGAUAGCGUACGGGGUCGGCUUUCGAUCCCUCUCCCGCGUUCAGCCAUGGCCGCGGCGUGUUGCUCCUCCUCCUUCACCCGUCCUUUCUCCGUCGCUUGCUCCUCCUCCUCACCAGCAGAGAAAGAGACCUCCAAGCUGAGGGACGACUGGCGGAAGCGCUCCAAACCCAUUCGUCCCGGCGGCGUGUACCCCGCGAAAGACCACUGCAGCCGUUGCGGGCUCUGCGAUACCUACUACAUUGCCCAUGUGAAGGAUGCGUGUGCGUUCUUAGGCGACGGCAUGUCCAGGAUUGAGGUUUUGGAACCAACAGUACAUGGACGAGCCAGAACAGUGGAAUUUGAUGAGAUCUACUUUGGUGUUCAUGAGCAAUUAUUGUAUGCUAAGAAGAUAAAACCUGUAGAAGGAGCUCAAUGGACGGGGAUUGUGACAACAAUUGCUGUAGAAAUGCUUAAAGCAAAUAUGGUAGAUGCUGUCAUUUGUGUGCAAAGUGAUCCAGAUGACAGGCUUACUCCGAGGCCAAUUUUAGCCAGGACCCCUGAUGAAGUUUAUGCAGCAAAAGGUGUCAAGCCGACAUUAUCUCCUAACCUUGAUACCCUUGCCCUAGUGGAGGCUGCAGGAGUAAAACGCCUUCUUUUCUGUGGAGUAGGUUGUCAAGUGCAAGCAUUAAGAUCUGUUGAAAAAUACCUUAGCUUGGACAAGCUUUAUGUUCUUGGCACCAAUUGUGUGGAUAAUGGAACUCGGGAAGGCCUAGAAAAAUUCCUCAAUGCAGCAAGUAGUGAGCCAGAGACAGUCCUGCAUUAUGAAUUCAUGCAAGAUUACAAGGUUCACCUAAAGCAUUUGGAUGGCCAUAUUGAAGAGGUGCCUUACUUUUCCCUGCCAGCAAAUGAACUGGUCGAUGUUAUUGCACCGUCCUGCUACAGCUGCUUUGACUACACAAAUGCAUUAGCGGACUUAGUGGUGGGCUAUAUGGGUGUGCCAAAGUAUGCCGGAAUAAGCAUGACUGAACAUCCACAAUAUAUUACUGUUAGGAAUGAACGUGGAAGGGAGAUGCUAAAACUGGUGGAGAAACUUUUAGAGAUUACUCCAACAACAAGCAGUGGUAACCGAAAACCAUUUGUUAUGGAGACAGUUAAAGCUGAUGACAAAGCAAAAUCUGGGAAAGGUCCUGAGCCAGCUCCCAAAUUCAUUGGAAAUUUCAUAACAUUUAUGCUCAACUUGAUUGGCCCAAAAGGUUUGGAAUUUGGUCGCUACUCGUUGGAUUACCACACAAUAAGGAACUACUUGUAUGUUCAUCGACAGUGGGGAAAACAAAGCAGAGCUGAAAGGCACAUUCCCUCAUACGCCAAGAAAAUUGUUGAAAGCUAUAAUGAUGAUGGACAAAUUUAUGAGAUGCUUUCACAAGAUUGAUCCCAUGGAUGGUCAGCUUGUCACUAUUUGAGAUGUUUGAAUUGGGCUGAGGCAGUGGAGAGCUAUUCAGAAUUAUGGGCAACUCUUGUUGGUUAUUAUGUUAUUGUUGUAUAAGCAUAUUUUGUAUCUAAUGAAAUAUUGUCGAUGAACCAAAAUGGAUAUACCUUGUAAAAGUGUUAGACGAUCUCUCUUAUUUGGAAUUUCGAAAUGUCAAGUCUAAUUUACGACGAUAUGAACUUGUGAUAAAUGGUUGGAGUUCUGAUUGUAUAAAUUACUUAGCUUGUAGAUUUAUAAAUGUUAUUCAUGUUUGUUAA
Musa acuminata subsp. malaccensis (wild Malaysian banana) is the source of this 1727-nucleotide messenger RNA. NCBI's taxonomy places the organism in Eukaryota, Viridiplantae, Streptophyta, Magnoliopsida, Zingiberales, Musaceae. The record is from RefSeq and is a predicted model, not a curated record.